This is a messenger RNA of Aspergillus aculeatus ATCC 16872, 4221 nucleotides long. RefSeq lists its product as uncharacterized. The transcript is spliced from 16 exons. Gene Ontology annotation, cellular component: membrane. Gene Ontology annotation, molecular function: ATP hydrolysis activity; ATP binding; ABC-type transporter activity. The record is from RefSeq and is a predicted model, not a curated record. The annotation marks the transcript as partial. Lineage: Eukaryota; Fungi; Ascomycota; Eurotiomycetes; Eurotiales; Aspergillaceae. Gene Ontology annotation, biological process: transmembrane transport.
UGUGGGGAUGAUGUCGACUUCACCUUGCUCUUUGAGGAUGCGGUGCUGUUGCUGGCGCCUGCAGUGCUGAGCAUCCUCGUCGGGGUGUGCCGUGUGGCCUUUCUUCGAAGCCGUCCUUCCAAAGUCCGCGCAUCUUUGAACAAUUGGGUCAAAAUAGUCUUCCACGUUACUCAUAUCCUCCUACAACUUGUCUCACUAGUCAUCUGGACUCUCCCAUCGACUCCGAAGACCAGUCUCUCCCUUCCAGCCUCGGUCGCAUCCCUCGUCGCCGCGAUCACAGCGUUUUACCUCUCUCACUUGGAGCACUUCCGAUUGCUCCGUCCUUCCACAUGUCUCGUUCUUCAUUACCUGGUCCUUUGGCUGUUGGGGAUUCCCCGGGCACGAACACUGCUCUCCGUCUCGGGCCUCCACUCUCUAGCGUCAAUCCACAUCGCGACUUUGGUGGUGAUCUUUGCCCUAGUCAUUCUAGAGUCCAUGGAGAAAACGCACAGAAGUCUACCUCAUUACCGCCCGGAUUCUCUGGAAAUGGGGGCGGGCGCCAUUAGUCGGAGUCUGUUCUGGUGGCUCAACCCGCUGCUUCUGCAAGGGUGUAAGGGAACGCUGCUGAUGCGCGACCUAUUAAGGAUCGAUGGCUCUAUCUGCGCCGACGAAACGGAUCAGGCGCGACUAGUUCAAGGAUGGGCACGGUGUAGAGAACACGGCAAAUGGUAUCACACAUCGUUACCUCUGUUCCAGGUGUUGAAAUGGGAACUCCUCCGGGGUGCCAUUCCUCGACUGGCUCAGGGAGGGUUUCUGCUGUCGCAGCCCUACUUGAUCAAGCAGGCCAUCAUCCUCUUUGCCAUGCCGGACUCGACGACCAACUACAAGAAAGGAAUGUUGCUUACGGCGGCGUUCGCGCUGGCCUUCGUCGGCAUCGGGGUGGCUACUACACGAGCACGACACCAUUCAAACCGCCUCGCGAGCAAGUUGCGAGGCAUCCUCAUGGCCAUCCUAUACGAUAAGGUCUUCGAAUUGCAACUGCAGCCGCAUGAUGUCGCAACAGUAACGACAAUGAUCACCACACACACUGAGCGGAUCACGACCGGCAUGCAAAUGAUCCAAGAUACAUGGGGUUGCUUGACCGAAGUCAUCCUCAUCGUUUGGCUACUGUCGGAUCCGCUGCGUAUAGCAGACUUGGCGCCUGCAAUCAUCUCUCUCGUCUGCGGGGUUUCCGUUGCCGGUGCAGUAGGCUAUCUAGUCCAAAGGCAGACUCUGUGGUUAAAGGCUAUUAAGACUCGGGUCGGGGCCACGGCUGCGAUGCUCAAAGCGAUGAAACCUAUCAAGAUGUCAGGAAUGGGGCGAAUAUUGUUCGACCAGAUGACCUCCUUUCGAGACGACGAAGUGCGGUGCUCUCGCGGGUAUCGGAUGCUUCUCACCGUUAUUACAUUGCUAGUCCACGCGAAUACCUUUGUCACGCCAGUCGUGGCACUUUCGAUGUACAAUUUGAUUGCGCGCCAGAAAGAAUGGAUCGAGACGCUCGACAGCGCACGAGCCUUCACUGCCCUCGCGUUUCUGACCAUUCUGGCUUCCUCGUUCGUCGGUUUUCUGCAGUCACUGACGGAGCUCUCCACGGCGUUGGGGUGCAUCGACGGCAUCCGAGAGUUUGUGUUGCAGCCACCCCGUGCGGAGGGUCGGUGUUUUCCAGAAGCGUACGGGCUCAUGUUAUUUCAGGAUGUGAUCUUGUCCAAAGCCAGUCGUUCCGGGCAUGUUGUUGCAGAGGAUGUCUCCCUAGCCUGGAAGGAUGGGGCGCCGAUCUUACAAGACCUUUCAUUUGUGCUCAACCGUGGAACACUCGUGAUGGUGAAUGGGCCUGUUGGAGGCGGGAAGUCUAUGCUCCUCCGCGCAAUGCUCGGUGAGAUUCCCAAGGUCAGUGGAAAGCUAACCGUGGCAGCACGCAGUGUCGCCUACUGCGCUCAGUCACCAUGGAUCGUGUCCGGCACCAUCCAAGAAAAUAUCCGCGGCCCGGGAAGUGGCGUACGUUCCUUGCAGGCUUGGUAUGCUACUGUUCUAGACGCUUGCGACCUGCAUAAGGACCUGGCCAGUCUGCCAGAAGGAGAUCUCACGGUUGUUGGCGGACAAGGGAUAGGUCUCAGUGGGGGUCAGCAACAGCGAUUGGCUCUGGCACGAGCGAUCUUCUGCCAAGCCGAUCUUGUGCUCCUCGACGAUGUAAUGAGUGGUUUGGACCCGGCCACAGAGGAGCACAUCUUCCACCGAGUGUUGGGGCCCCAUGGCUUGCUCAGAACCGCCGGGGUGACUGUCGUUGUGGCAUCCAGUUCACCUCGCUGGCUUGCAUUCGCCGAUCAGGUGCUUACAGUAGGUGCGGAUGGAUCGGUGACAAGCUCGACGCCACGUGUCUCGUCCGAUCCCACCAUCUCGCAUGAUAACGCAUCCUCUGUGACUCUGGUAGCUGCGGCAGAACUCUCUGGGGUCGCCUCUCCAGCGCAGGCCGACGAGGAGAAAACCCCAGUGCAGGAAAAGCCGGCGGCUGACCGGGAUUUGGCGGACAUUUCUAUCUAUCGGUACUACCUCGCCACCGCGCCGUCGGCCGCCUGGCUGUUGGUUUAUGGCUCGCUGGCUGCGCUAGUCGCGCUGCAUACUUUUAUGUCUGUCUGGGUCAAAUGGUGGGCCGAGGAUAACGACCGAGAACCCAACCGCAACCUCAACAUGCGAGUUGGGGUCUAUUGGCUCCUUGGGGCUCUAGUCGCCGGCUUCUUUCUCUUGACUCCGUGCCUCUGGAGCCUGGUGGCUCCCCGAACCAUGGUAGCUCUCCAUCGAGAUCUUCUCCAGACUGUGCUGAAUGCCCCGUUUUCAUAUCUCUCGUCUUUGGAGGCAGGUGGAACAUUGAACCGGUUCAGUCAGGACCUUGAACUCAUUGAUUUUCAAGUGCCCGAGUUCCUUAUGCUGUUCUCUCUUACUCUGCUCAUGUGCAUCGCGCAGAUGAUUGUCAUCGCCAUCCAGGUUCACUACGCGGCCGCCGCGCUGCCCGCCUGCCUCGUGGUCUUCUACGUGGUGCAGAGGUUCUACACGCGCACUUCGCGCCAGCUCCGGAUCCUGGACCUCGAAGCCCGCGCUCCCCUGCUGUCGCUGCUGCUGGAGACCAUCCAGGGGCUCGAGACGAUCCGCGCGUUUGACUGGUCGAACAGGUACAGGCAACGGUGCCAUGGGCUGUUGGUGGAAGCGCAGAAGCCGUUUUACCUGCUGUACGCCGUGCAAAUGUGGCUCGCUUUGGUGCUAGAUCUCAGCCUGGCCGGGUUCGUCGUGGUGGUCAUGGGGGUCGGCGUCACCAGCCUGGGAAAGAUCUCCCCGGCGGCGAUGGGCUUGGCCCUCGUCAACAUUAUCGCCUUUGGCACCUCCGUCAAGCUUCUGACCACCUACUGGGCGUCCCUGGAAACCUCGUUGGGGGCGGUCGCGCGGAUCAAGUCGUUUGUGGAACGGACCCCUUCCGAAAUCCUUGUGCGUCCUUCGCAUGAGUCGUCAGAACAUUUACCGCAAAACUGGCCGGUCGAAGGCUCUGUUAAUUUCCGGAAGGUAUCCGUCGCCUAUGGUGCUCAAUCGACCCCUGCCGUGCGAAAUGUAUCACUAUCAAUUCCCGCUGGCCAGAAAUUGGCCAUCUGUGGCCGCACAGCAAGUGGCAAAACCUCUCUCAUCACCGCCAUUUUCAGUAUAUCCGACCUCACCGAAGGGGGGAUCUUCAUUGACGGCAGGGACAUCUCGACCAUCGACCGGACCUUCCUCCGUACAGCCAUCGUUGGGGUGCCCCAGGAUUCCUUCAUCCUGGAGGGCUCUAGUUUCCGGCGCAACCUUGAUCCAUUCGAUGCACACGGUGACGACACGGUGGUUAUGGAAGCGUUGUCCACCGUGGGCCUCGGUCAUCUCCUCAACCCGACUCUCGGGUUGGACACCGUCAUCGACGAGAACACCAUGACUCCCGGUCAGAAGCAGCUGCUCUGCCUGGCGCGGGCCAGCCUGCGCCCGGGGCGGGUAGUGGUCCUCGAUGAGCCGACGAGUAGCGUCGAUGAAGAGACAGAAGCCCAGAUGCAAUCGAUCAUCCAGACCGCAUUUGCCGGCCGGACAGUCAUCAUGGUCACGCACCGGAUCCGGGCCGUGAUCGAGUACGGUUUCGAUCGGGUCGUCGUCAUGCGGGACGGGGAGAUUGUCGAGGACGGGGCACCGCAGGAGUUG